AUUCUUAAAAGAUGAACCCGAAUAAACUGUAGAUGACCCCAAUCAUUGAGAUUAUAUAAGAACAUUCUCUUAACAAAAAAAAAAGUAGAAGAAGGUGCGAUUCUAGAAUGGCGACUUUGUCGAGAUACUUCAAUGAAAAUGUAGAACUAGUGGCAAAUAUGUAUCCCAGAUGCUAUGAAGAAUGUCAUGACGUUAGAAUCGUCAGUGUCAGUGAAGUAUUUCUCGAACAAGUUCACAAAAGAACCUCUAGGAGUUUUAAUAUUCCGCACUGGCUGUUAGUUAUCGACCACAACAAUCUUGAGGAAACCAACUUUUUGGGAUUCAGUCGGAAUGAAGUUCUAAUAUCCGAAACAUAUGCUGACACCAUGCAAAAAAUCAUCGAUGAUAUGCAGAAAGGGUUAAGAAACUUCAAAAUUAGUCAUUGCUCCAAAGAGGAGGAAUGUUUCAAUGGAUUUCCGAGCAGGGACGUCAAAAGGGCACAAUUAUAUCGACAAAAAGUUAAAAGAACCUGGUAUAUCAUGAGUUAUAAAAUAUUCAAAAGAAUAAGUUUGAGUGUUAUUAAAAAUAUCAAUAGAAGGAGGUUCAGCAAAGAAACCAAGAAGAACAAGUCACCAGUUGUGCCAGCCUCGUCUUCAAAUGAAUGUAUCAUAAACAGGCAGAAAGGUAGUUUAAUCACCAAAGAAGAUCACAAAAUAACUGAAAAGUUGUCCUUGAAAAAAAGCAAAUACUUUAACCACCACAGAUUUCUGAAUAACAACAUAGAGUUUUCAGUUGAUAGAGGAUACCGUGCAUCCAGAACAGAACAGGGGCAUAACAACAUCGUGGAGUGUAGAUUGAAGGCUGAGAAUUCAAUUUGCAAAUCUGAGAUUGAAGAGGAAAUAUUUCUAGACGUUCCUCUUCAUCUGGAAUUUAAAAAAAAUGUUCAACCCAAAUUUGGGCCAGUAGAUUACGAAUAUGAAUAUUUCAGAAUCCUAGACCAUGAAAGCGAGCAUAUCAGUGAAUUCAGAUCGAAAUUCAGGCUCCAUCACCUAUGGAUUCCUCCAAGAUCUCCUCAUAAUUUGAUAGAAGAACGUCUCUACCAUGAUCCUUGGGCACUACUGACUGCCACAAUAUUUCUAAACAGAACCUCUUGCACGGUUGCCAGACCCUUUGUGUUUUGGUUCUUAACGGAAAAUCCAGGCCCUCUCAAGGUUCUGGACCAGUUCCCGAAAGACUUGGAGAAGUAUUUCUGUGACUUGGGCUUACAUAGUACUCGUGCAGUACAAGUCUACCGCAUGUCCUAUGAUUUUUUAUUCAAGAACUGGAAGAAUGCCAGUGAGUUGUAUGGGAUUGGAAAUUAUGGUGAGAACGCGUUUAGAAUGUUCUGUUUGGGAGAUUUCAGUGUUGAACCGAAGGAUAGGUUUUUGAAAAUAUACAAGGCUUGGUACUUGAAGCUAUAUUUGAAAAGUGAACCUAGUUGAAGUUUGCUUCAUGAGGGGGCGAUGCCCAGAUUUCAACAGGAUUUUUAUUUUUAGUGAUGUUCAAGAUGAGUCUGCAAUCCUGCUAUAUUUUUUUAUAGUUAUUUCCGAUGUGAUAAAUAUAUUUUUAUACCAUGGCAAA
Leptinotarsa decemlineata (Colorado potato beetle) is the source of this 1599-nucleotide messenger RNA. RefSeq lists its product as uncharacterized. Gene Ontology annotation, cellular component: nucleus. Gene Ontology annotation, biological process: DNA repair. Gene Ontology annotation, molecular function: DNA binding; catalytic activity. Lineage: Eukaryota; Metazoa; Arthropoda; Insecta; Coleoptera; Chrysomelidae. The record is from RefSeq and is a predicted model, not a curated record.